AUGGUGAAAUCAAUGAGAUGCAAGCGAGAAAAGAGACUCAGGGCCAUUAAAAGGGAAAUGGUGGCUCCGCUGUAUGAGAAGAAAGAAGAAGCCAAGCUUGCCGCUCUUGAAGCCGCCAUGAACGCUCCGAAACUCCCUGUUCGUACUCGCCGGGAUGAAACAACCACCAUGGAUGCUUCCACCGCCACUCCCACCGCCGAUAUAGAUGUGGAGAUGGAUGAAGGCAAUCAAACCGCGAACUCUUUGAAAUCUAUUGGGAGAAAGUUGAAGAAGAAACUGAAACUCGGCAAAAAGAAGUACAGAGGUAAGGGCAAGAUAAGGAAGAAGAAUGUUUAG
Helianthus annuus (common sunflower) is the source of this 336-nucleotide messenger RNA. RefSeq lists its product as uncharacterized. Bases 1 to 336 code for a protein of 111 amino acids. The transcript has a single exon. The record is from RefSeq and is a predicted model, not a curated record. NCBI's taxonomy places the organism in Eukaryota, Viridiplantae, Streptophyta, Magnoliopsida, Asterales, Asteraceae.